CCGCGGGGAGCGCGCCCGCGGCCACGUGCGCGCCGACAGCGACGAGAUGCUGAUGGUGCUGACCUACUCCAUGGUGCCGGUCCGAGUGAUGGUGGAUUUGUGUAACAGCACAAAAGGAAUAUGCUUAACAGGCCCCCCAGGACCCCCAGGGCCUCCUGGGCUUGAUGGACUGCCUGGCUACAAUGGAUCAGAUGGAAUUCCAGGAACUCCAGGACAAAAGGGAGAACCAGGAAUAAAUGGAAAAAGAGGAAAAAUAGGUUUGCCAGGACCAAAAGGUGAUCAAGGACAGAAAGGAGAACCAGGAGAAAUGGGUUUGCCUGGCAAGGAUGGUAUGCCAGGAGGAAAAGGUGCAAGAGGAGCCAAGGGAGAAAAGGGGGAUGCAAACAACGAUGUGAUAUUAGAAGGUGCAAAAGGUGAGCCUGGACCACCUGGGCCCCCUGGACCUCCUGGACCCCCAGGGCCUCCAGGUAAACGUAAAGGUAAAGCCAAAGUGGAGCUUCAGGAGAAUAUCUACAGCAGCAAAAACACAGGUGAGACAGGUGCUGUACCAAAUGAUGAUACCCUCGCUGGAAAGACUGAAGACAGAAUCCCAGGUCCUUCAAAAAAAGCUGAAUGUGUCAUAACAUCUGUAGGAAGUCCUGUUCACUUUGUCAAUGUACAGCAAACAUUUGGAACUUGGAUGAGGGAACCUGCAAACAUAAGUGAUGAAAGGAUUUGGCUCACCAUGCAUUUUUCAGGAAACUAUAUAAAAGAAUAUGAAAAUUCCAAUGCCUUGCUGAAUGACAGCUACAGGAUCAUUAACAUCACAGGAUUCUUCUAUGGAUGUGGUCACGCAGUACAAAACAAUCAUCUCUACUAUCAGAAGGGAGGAACCAAUGUCAUUCUGAAAUUUGGGCUCGAUAAAGCCUCACUGGGCACCCUGCCCAUCAAAAAUGCCUUACACCACGGCCGGAACUACCUCUUCUCUAACUCCAAGACGUAUUUCAACAUAGCAGUGGAUGAGAAGGGUCUUUGGAUUAUAUAUGCCUCAAGCACUGAUGAAAAUAUAAUGGUAGCACACGUUGACGAAGAAACAUUCAUAGUCCUUCGGCACAUCAAUACCACCUAUCCUAAGUCCAAGGCUGGUAACGCGUUCAUAGCGUGUGGCAUUCUCUAUGUUACUGACACUAAGGACAUGGUAGUAAGUUUUGCUUUUGAUUUACUGAAAGAGAAGCAGAUUGAUGCAAGGUUUGAGUUACGGUCUUCACAGUCUGUUCUUGCUAUGCUUUCGUACAGCCUGCGAGACAAGAAUUUGUACACGUGGGAGAAUGGGAGUUUAAUGGUAUACCCAGUCCAUUUUGGCAGAUGAUUAUAUUUUCACAUGCCACCUUUAACUAAAGGAUCUAUUUAAAGCUCUGUGAUAUAUACAUGGGGGUCUCUUCACUUGGUAUCGUUUUCUGCUUCCUCAUGAUGGUUUGUGAGUGUGUAUAAAAGGGAGAUCACGUGCCUUUGUAAAAACACACUUCGAUUACAUAGGCCAUCCUCAUCUUUUUAAAAAAAUGUUGUUUGCUAUUAUAGCUGGCACACAGCAUAGACAUACUUUUGUUUUCCCCCUGUUAUUCAGCUGAUAAUUGUGUCUAAUGUACAUUGAUUAUUCCAUGGUCAUGUGCUCAGCAGAGACUAUUUGUAACUUUUAUUUACAUUCCUCUUCUCUACAAUAAUUUCCUAGUCAGUGAUGAUGUUCUAAUUUAAACAUCUAAAUAAUGAACUUUCGUGUACAAAUAUCUUUGUCACUUUCAUUUAAUUUCCAUGGAUUCUCUGUGACCAUCUUUUCUGGACAAAGAUUUAAAGCUGUUAAAAAUAAUGGGAAUGGAAAUGCUUGUUUAAAUAGGAAAAAAAAAGCAAAAAGUUUAAAUUUGUCAAGUCAAAUCAAGUGUUAAUAAUCAAAAGCAAAAUCCAGCUAAAGUACAAGGAAAAUGGGAAUAAUGACAUUAAAUACUGAACAAACAUGAAUUAUUUCUUAAAUGGAGAGUUGGAUGAAAAGUAGCAAGGUUUAAAAUUAAAGACAAAACCUUUAUGAUUAAAAUUUCAUUUUUAACAGUAUUUGA
Molecule: messenger RNA, 2087 nt
Organism: Pseudopodoces humilis (Tibetan ground-tit)
Lineage: Eukaryota; Metazoa; Chordata; Aves; Passeriformes; Paridae
Gene: GLDN
Product: gliomedin
Biological process (GO): signal transduction
Cellular component (GO): cell surface
Source: RefSeq, a predicted model, not a curated record